This is a messenger RNA of Clarias gariepinus (North African catfish), 2932 nucleotides long. RefSeq names its product BEN domain containing 3 (gene bend3). NCBI's taxonomy places the organism in Eukaryota, Metazoa, Chordata, Actinopteri, Siluriformes, Clariidae. The coding region runs from base 86 to 2521 and encodes 811 amino acids. Gene Ontology annotation, cellular component: heterochromatin. The transcript has 4 exons. Gene Ontology annotation, molecular function: DNA binding. Gene Ontology annotation, biological process: rDNA heterochromatin formation. The record is from RefSeq and is a predicted model, not a curated record.
GUCACGCGUGGAUCAGACGCACGGAGACGCAGAUGGCCGCGUGAGGGACACGGCACGGCGCGUGGAGCCGCGCGACUGCGGGGAAAUGAGCUCGUCUGAGUUUGGCACACAAUCGGAUGGACACACACCUGAUGAAGAGAUCAAAGUCGAGAAGGACACGGACGACACUGCAGACGCUGAAUCGAAACAGAAUUUGGACGAGAAGUCUUUGAACUGCUUCAGCCAGAGAAUCGGCAAGAGAUCUGCAUCACACAGCGUCGUCGGCGUUCAUUUGGAGCAGAACCAGUCGGCGGACAGAAAGAAGCUCAAGGUUGGAGAACCUUUCCAAGAUGGUGGCUCAGAAGAAACGACCAGAUCCCCACAGGACAGAACCAUAUCGUCGUAUAGGAAGCCUCUGUAUGGCAUUUCGCACCGGAUCACUGAGAAAAAGGCCACGUCCAGCAUGGAUCAGCACGAACCCGGGGUCCCGGUCAGCCGUAACGGGAUCCUGUUCCCGAAGUUGGACAGCCCGGUUCAUGUAAGGUUCGAUGCAGCACCGUCUUCCGGAUCCUCUACGUCUCCAGUAUCUCCCGAUUCUCAUCUGUACCCGCUUUUCGAAAAGAUGUUUUUCAUUCUCAACAGUUUGAACUCGAGCAUGACUCAGCUGCACAGUAAGGUGGACCUGCUUUCCAUAGAAGUGACGCGCAUCAAGAAACAGAUCAAGCCUCCAGAGAUGGCAAUGGAAUUCCAUCCUCCGCCGGAAUACAAGCUGACCAGAGAGGAACUGGGUCAGUUGAUGGAGCAGGCCUCCACUGCUGGUGAGCUGGGGUGCAGGCUGCUAGUCCAGCUGUUCCCAGAGCUUUUCACAGCUAAAGAAUGCGCCCACGGGUGUCGAGCUUGUGGCAUCGCUAGCAAACCCGCUCUGGAUUCUUUGCACCUGCAACUCCUACGCAAUUACGUGGAGUCCUGCUACCCGCUGGUCAAAAGCGGAAACGUUUGGCAGAACGAGUGCCUGCCGCAGAUCAACGACUUUUUUAACCAUUUCUGGGCUCAGAAGGACAUGGAGAGUGGGCAAGUCUGUGUCAAACAGACUGGAUUUGACGUGGACCAAAAUCACGGCUGCCAUUUCAUUAACGAGGACGGACAAGACGAGAGCCUGUCGCUGGAUUCUGGAGAGAACCCCGCCCUCAACGGGACCCACUUUGGCCACGUCAAAUCGGACCUCCUUGCUGAUUCCCAAGAAGGCGCGGAGAAUCCCGACGACAUCACGUCAGCUGAGGAGUUUGUAAUAUUCCUGUUGAACAGGCUGUUUCCCGAAGUGUUUGAGGAAGGCAGACUUCCAGACGGACACAGGACGGUCGGAGAGCUGAUGGUCAGUUCGGACAGACUGGAGAUCAUUCGUAAAUACAUGGAGGCAAAUUUUCCAGAAACGACCGAAGACACGUGGCUGCAAUUGUGCGCGCAGCGAAUAGAGGAAGCGCUUGAGAACAAUUCGUCCAAUGGUGGCGAUCAGGAAAACCACCCUGAGGAGAUCUACAAUUCUUUGCCUGAUGAUGUGUCCGUUGUGAAGAUCAGCGAUUUUUCCGACUAUGAAAAGUGCAACCGGAGGUCGAAAAGGUUGUUGCUCGAACCUGUCGACUUCAACAAAAUGGACUUCCCUCAUCCAGAUUUUGAAGUUCCACAAGAGUACCUCCUCACGAAGGAGCAGAUAAGGAGCAUCUACAACAGCAGCUUGUCUAUCGGAAACUUCGCCUCCCGCCUUUUGGUCCUCAUGUUCCCUGAACUGUUCACUCAAGAAAACACUCGCAAGCGCUACAACUGCAGUGGCUCGCUGGGCAAAAAGCAGCUGGAUCCCACUCGGGUCAAUCUCAUCCGCCAUUACGUCCAGCUGCUCUACCCGAGAGCGAAAAAUGACCGAGUUUGGACCCUGGAGUUUGUAGGGAAGCUCGACGAAAGAUGUAGGCGGAGAGAUACGGAGCAACGUCGCUCGUACCAGCAACAGCGGAAAGUCUACAUCUCCGAUCAGGAUCUUGACUUUGGAGACUUCGUAACCGCUGGCCCAAUCUCCUCGGAUCGUCUGAAAGAGGACAUUGAAGUGCCCUUGUUGCCACCUGAAAAAAGUAGUAAAGACUUUUGUAAGAUUCCUCUGGAGGAUCUCAAGGUUUCCAGUCCAGACUUCCCAGUGCCUUCGUCAUACUUACUCUCAGACUCUGAAGUGAGAGAAAUCGUCCAGCAGAGCCUCUCAGUCGGGAAUUUCGCUGCCCGGCUCCUCGUCCGUCUCUUUCCCGAACUCUUUACGCACGAGAAUCUGAGGCUUCAGUACAACCAUUCGGGUGCCUGCAACAAGAAACAGCUCGACCCCGUGCGACUCCGCCUCAUCCGCCAUUACGUCGAAGCCGUGUAUCCCGCAGAAAAAAUGGAGGAAGUAUGGCACUACGAAUGCGUUCCCAGCAUCGACGAGCGCUGUAGACGCCCGAAUCGCAAGAAAUGCGACAUCCUGAAAAAGGCCAAGAGAUCGAACAGCACCGCCUCGGGUUCGUAACCCGGUGGAUUGUAUUCAAACAAAAUUGUAACUUUUUUGCACAAGACCAUAGACGUAAGCUCCUUAUCCAGGUUCCUCGUUUAUCUGAUGUAGCUUCAACACAACGACAGCGAAUCUGAUUUAUGAUAACACUAUUGACAGAUUAGUAAUAUUAAUUUGCCAAACUAACUUUUAAUAGAUAAGCUAUCGUAGCCUUAGGCUAGCAAAUACAGAAGUGGAAAGUAUUUCAUCUUUAGUUACGAGUCACUUUAGUAAUGGCAGAGAUAGAUAGAUAUAUUAUAUAUUUUUUGUUUUUAAUUAAUUCUAAAGUUGCAGCACUGGUGUUUUUCUAACUUAAUGUUCUAGCUGCAGUGAAUACUAAAAUAUAGAAACAGAUCAAUGACUAUUUUUAAAUAAAAGUUUGUGUUUCUC